Molecule: messenger RNA, 324 nt
Organism: Meloidogyne enterolobii
Lineage: Eukaryota; Metazoa; Nematoda; Chromadorea; Rhabditida; Meloidogynidae
Source: the annotation of a GenBank genome assembly
GAUGAAAUUAAAACGUUCUAAAAUAAAUAAUUCAACAUCAAAUUCAAGCAAAGUAUCUAAUUUAAAGAAAUCAGGCAAUGAAGAUCCAGUCAGUUCUAAAAGUACCCAAAAAGAUAAAUCUGCAUUGCCAAAAAAAUUAUCAAAAGAUGUUAUACAAAAACCAGCUAUAGAUGUCAGUUCGGUUACUUCUGGGACCAAAAAGAGGAAACGGCCAUGGAGACAAGCAGUUCGUCGCAAAGCAAAACGAGAACGAUUGAGCGCACAAGCGUCUGAACUCUCUGGUGAUGAUACUUUAGAACAAGAAGGUUUGGAAUAAUUUAGUGA